Messenger RNA from Jaculus jaculus (lesser Egyptian jerboa), 2006 nucleotides. It is a transcript of the gene Angptl7, whose product is annotated as angiopoietin like 7. Bases 156 to 1175 code for a protein of 339 amino acids. The transcript is spliced from 5 exons. The record is from RefSeq and is a predicted model, not a curated record. Lineage: Eukaryota; Metazoa; Chordata; Mammalia; Rodentia; Dipodidae.
AGAAACUUUAGCUUUGAGAAAGGCUAAGAAGGAAAGAAAAGGACAGUGUGAGGGCCCCCAGCGUGAAGGACUGAGGCUUGCUUGUAGGUGCACAGGCCACAGCUGGGUACAUCCAGACCCCAAGGGAAGAGCCUUCUUCAGUGAGCCUCCACAGGAUGCUGAGAAAGGCCUGGCUCUGCAUGUUCGUGGUGGCCUUCGUCAGCCACCCGGCGUGGCUGCAGAAGCCCCCUAAGCGCAAGACACCCACCCAGCUCAAAGCGGCUGUGUGCUGUGAGGAGAUGACGGAGCUCAAAGCCCAGGUGGCCAACCUAAGCAGCCUGCUGGCUGAACUGGGCAAGAAGCAGGAGAGUGACUGGGUCAGUGUGGUCAUGCAGGUGAUGGAGCUGGAGAGCAGCAGCAAGCGCAUGGAGUCGCGGCUCACGGAUGCCGAGAGCAAGUACUCCGAGAUGAACAACCAGCUCGACAUCAUGCAGCUACAGGCGGCCCAGACGGUGACACAGACCUCGGCAGAUGCCAUCUACGACUGUUCUUCCCUCUAUCAGAAGAACUACCGCAUCUCUGGAGUAUACAAGCUUCCUCCUGACGAAUUCUUGGGUAGCCCUGAGCUGGAGGUGUUCUGCGAUAUGGAGACUUCAGGUGGAGGCUGGACCAUCAUCCAAAGGCGCAAAAGUGGCCUUGUUUCCUUCUACCAAGACUGGAGACAGUAUAAGCAGGGCUUUGGCAGCAUUCGUGGGGACUUCUGGCUGGGAAACGAACACAUCCAUCGGCUCACCAGACAGCCAACACGGCUCCGUGUGGAGCUUGAGGACUGGGAGGGCAAUGCACGCUAUGCAGAGUACAGCCACUUUGCUGUGAGCAAUGAACUGAACAGCUAUCGCCUCUUCCUGGGGAACUACAGUGGCAAUGUAGGGAAAGAUGCCCUCCUCUACCAUAACAACACAGUCUUCAGCACCAAGGACAAGGACAACGAUAACUGUUUGGACAAGUGUGCACAGCUCCGCAAAGGUGGAUAUUGGUACAACUGCUGCACAGAUUCCAACCUCAACGGAGUGUACUACCGCCUAGGGGAACACAGGAAGCACAUGGAUGGCAUCACCUGGUAUGGCUGGCAUGGAGCCAACUACUCCCUCAAGCGGGUGGAAAUGAAGAUCCGCCCUGAAGCCUUUCAGCCCUGAAAGGAGGCUGCUGCAGAGCAGGACUGUGGAAGGGAGGCAAAUGGAGGCUGGGGAGGGCAGGAAGAGGGUAUAGAAAGGGGAGGAUGGGGAACGGUCUAUCAUCUCUAAUGGAGGAGUCAUUCUCUGCAAAGCAUGACAGGACCUCAGAAUUUGUGUUGAAGUGAGCACAGUAGAAUUAUAUGUACCAAGGCUGUUAUAGCAAAAGGGUGAAGCAGUUAAAUCCAGUGGUCCUGCCAGACUUCUCGGGGGUCGAGACUGAGUAGACGCUCUGCCCCUGAUCCCUGAAGAUCCCCAGUCUCCUCUUUUCCAUAAGUGGAAAACAGUAAUUGUGAGGUGACUUAUCCAUUUUCUCUAAGGCUUAUGCUGAUGGCAAAAAGCAAAUCUCCUUACUAAAAAUAACUAUGAUUUUGAUUCUUACAGGAGAGGCCUGGAGAAUUAGAAAAGAACUUUGUAGGAUAAUGGAGAAGGAGAACUUUUUUCUGUUUUUGAAUCCAAUUACCUCAGUCUAUAAGAUUUUUAAAAACACAAAAAGUUGUUAAGCUGAAGAUUAACUGCUCCAGGCUGGGCUAAUCUGUAGAUACUCCAGUGUCCUGGGCCUUGCAGUCAGCGUCUUGGCACCUCCUCUGCCCACCUGGGUCUGACACAGUAGGGAGCACCAGUGGGGGUUUCUCAGAAAUUACACAAAACUACCUUAAAACAUUCCCACCUAACACAGACAUAUCCAUUUUUACUCACAUUAUCAAAAUGGGCUCAAAGAAAUUUGGUUUUUAUCUAGUCUAUAAGAAAUGGCUGGAAAAUGAAUGUAGAUGGAGCUAUGGUUAAAAAUUUAUG